AUGGCCCAAGAUCCUCGAGCAUUACUACAGAAAGCCGACAAGGCAGCACAAGGAGCCUCGGGCGGAUUCAGCUUGUUCGGCGGCCGGGCAGAGAAAUGGGAGAACGCAGCCGACCUGUACACACAAGCCGCGAAUGCCUUCCGGGUACAGAAGCAGAACUAUGAAGCGGGCCAAGCAUUCGAGAAAGCAGCAUCGAUACAACAAAGCAAACUCAACGAACCGGACGACAUGGCCAACACCCUGACGGAAGCGUUCAAGGUGUACCGCAAAGACUCACCACAGGACGCCGUGCGAGUCCUAGCGACCGCAAUCGCGCACUACACGACCAAAGGCAACUUCCGGCGCGCGGCGACGCACCAGCAGAACCUGGCGGAAGUGUACGAGAUGGAGCUGGGCGACCAGAAGAAGGCUCUGGCCGCCUACGACACGGCCGCGCAGUGGUACGAGAGUGACAACGCCGAGGCGCUCGCCAACAAACUGUACCUGAAGGUCGCCGACCUGGCCGCCCUUGAGGGCGACUACCAGACGGCGAUCACCAAGUUCGAGGCCGUGGCCAAGUCGUCGCUCAACAACAAUCUCAUGCGCUGGUCCGUCAAGGAUUACUUUUUAAAAGCGGGCAUCUGCCAUCUCGCCGCGGGCGACCAGGUCGCCACGAAACGCGCCCUCGAACAGUACCGGGAACUGGAUAACGGGUUCGCCGGCACCAGGGAGCAUAUGUUGUUGACAGACUUGGUCGCCGCGGUCGAGGAGGGCGACCAAGAGGCCUUUGCGGAUAAGUUGUUCCAGUAUGAUCAGUUGAGCAAGCUGGAUAAGUGGAAGACCACGCUGUUGCUCAGAGUCAAGAAUGCCAUUGAGAAGGAGGAAGAGGAUUUCUCGUGA
Messenger RNA from Capronia coronata CBS 617.96, 879 nucleotides. RefSeq lists its product as uncharacterized. The transcript is spliced from 2 exons. The record is from RefSeq and is a predicted model, not a curated record. Gene Ontology annotation, molecular function: syntaxin binding; soluble NSF attachment protein activity. NCBI's taxonomy places the organism in Eukaryota, Fungi, Ascomycota, Eurotiomycetes, Chaetothyriales, Herpotrichiellaceae. Gene Ontology annotation, cellular component: SNARE complex; vacuolar membrane. Gene Ontology annotation, biological process: SNARE complex disassembly; intracellular protein transport. Bases 1 to 879 code for a protein of 292 amino acids.